Molecule: messenger RNA, 1590 nt
Organism: Glycine soja
Lineage: Eukaryota; Viridiplantae; Streptophyta; Magnoliopsida; Fabales; Fabaceae
Product: ADP-ribosylation factor-related protein 1-like
Exons: 7
Coding region: 277-891 (204 amino acids)
Biological process (GO): Golgi to plasma membrane protein transport; protein localization to organelle; intracellular protein transport
Cellular component (GO): Golgi apparatus
Molecular function (GO): GTP binding; GTPase activity
Source: RefSeq, a predicted model, not a curated record
AUUUUAUUUUACUUGGAUCCUUAGUUCUUUAGUUCUCCUUCUCCUGCGAGAAACAGAACUUUCAGAAGCGGAAUCGCUCACUAUUGAUCCGAUUCCACCGUCAUCGGAUCUUUCUGCAGCCACCGUCUAUCGCACUUCGUUGCCGUCAUUGGCGCCGGAAUUCUGAAUGUUAAUGAAUUUGUGAAGUAAUGAUGAGUGGAAGAGCUAUCCAAUAACAUGACAUGAACUGCAAAUUCUUGUAUACUUGAAGGUUAAGACAGCUUAAACAAUACAAGGAUGUUUUCGUUGUUUUAUGGACUAUGGAAGUACUUGUUCAGCAAGAUGGAGCUUCAUGUACUCAUUCUGGGGAUUGACAAGGCUGGCAAAACGACUUUGCUGGAGAAGAUGAAGUCGGUGUACUCAAAUAUAGAAGGCAUUCCUCCUGAUCGAAUUAUUCCAACAGUGGGAUUGAAUAUUGGUCGCAUUGAAGUGGCAAAUAGUAAACUUGUGUUCUGGGACCUAGGAGGUCAGCCUGGUCUUCGCUCAAUAUGGGAGAAAUAUUAUGAAGAGGCACAUGCUGUAAUAUUUGUUGUUGAUGCUUCUUGUCCGUCACGCUUUGAAGAUGCGAAGUCAGCACUGGAAAAGGUGCUUCGGCACGAGGAUCUGCAAGGAGCCCCUCUUUUGAUAUUAGCGAACAAGCAGGAUAUUCCUGAAGCAGUAUCAGCUGAUGAGUUACCUCAAUAUUUGGAUUUAAAGAAGCUGGAUGAAAGAGUUUUCAUGUUUGAAGCUGUGUCAGCAUACGAUGGAAUGGGGAUUAGGGAAAGUGCAGAAUGGUUGGUGGAGGUGAUGGAGAGAAGCAAGAGGACUGAAAUGUUAAGAGCGAGGGCAGGUGCAAUGGGUGCAGGUCCCUAGAAGGGUCUUACAUUAAACUGAAGUUAUUUCUCGGUUCCUUUAUAUAGCUUUGUAAAUCCAACUUGAAUUAUACAUGAUUAAAAGUCAGUGAGCUGAAAAGGUAAAAGAAUAACUUGGUGUUGCAUUAAACUGAGCCUUGAAAUUUGAUGCCAUGGUUUAAUUUGUAAUACAGCCGUUUCAUGAGAGGCUCAGUCUCCACUCUCCAGUAUCUCUUAGAGCAAUUUUUCUUCUGACAUGCCUUGUAAAAGCAAUCUGUGAAAUGAUGGGCUGCGCCGGAGGGUUUUCUGCUUCUGCCUCCGGGCAUACUUUUGUCAACCCUAAAUUGUAAUUGGUACGGUUUCUAUUUGACUGUAUUAAUUUACUUUCCUAUCUGUAACAUUGUAUAAGCACUGCUCUGCCAUAUUGUUCCAGGUACUUGCACUUGGUAUUCGGAGCAUAUAUGGUAUAUAUGCAAAGGGACACUUGGGUUGUAGCCAAAAUUUUAUGGGAGUAGUGUGAUUGGGGUGGAUGUACUUACGUUUGAUUUCCAUGCGAGUCAUGCCAGAGGAAAAGUUUGGUUUAACUCUGGAAAAAGGGCAGAAACAACAAACAGAACUAAACUUUCUUGGUAGGUCAUUCACCAAUAUUAUUUCGCAAUGCGUGUCAAGUAUUUUGUCUUCUCUCGAGAAAAAACGUAGUUAUAAAACUGAUUUCUUCUCA